GAGCUGUGGCGAAUGCAGUUGCUGAGGGAUGCUUGGAGGAGGAAGUGAGCAGAGAAGGUGCGACUGGAUACAUUAGCGAUCGGAAAUACGUCCUCUGCUGGGUUAACGCCGGCGGUCGGAUACAUUUUGGAAUCCUGAUCAAAGAUCCUAUGCACGGACCCCGUCUGCGGAUACAUUCGUGAAAUCGGAUACACGGCGCUUUCCCUGGGAUACUGUUGUGUCUGCGAUGGAUACCAUGUGAAAGUCGGCCUCGUCUGCUCUUCAUGCGAUCGCUUCACUCGGGAGGAGGUUUGAAAUUUUCGCGGAACGGCCCGAGUCUCUUGGCUUGAAACAUGUGCGAUGGGAUGAUUGUACGAAAGAGCCACAGGCAACAUAGAGUAACGCUGAUAUCAGUGCUCUUCAUCUGCAUCUCCAAUGGAUUAGCGUCAAAUGGCCCAUCAGCUCCUCCCAGAGACCACCACUUACCUGUGCAUUCGGGGCACUUUAUAGUGGCCAAUUCACUUACUAAUCGGCAGCUCUUUGGGACGUGGGAGGAAACGGGAGCUCGGGGUGGAAACCCACACAGUCACGGGGAAAACAUGCAAACUCCACACUCAGAUAGCCUUGGAGCCAACUGCCGGCACCCUUUUCAACCGGAAAAUGGGGGUUUUGCUUGCCACCCAUCCACCUGCAACGACUUUGUGCCCAAGACAGUCAUCGAGUACUUCUGCCAUGAGGGCUACACACUGAAGGGGGACUACAAGUACCUGACCUGCAAGAGUGGAGAGUGGGAGCCCGCCAUGGAGGUCAGCUGCAGACUAAAUCCAGCUAAAAAGAGCGGGGAGAAUAUCGGGGUGCCGACACUGUCGAUCGUGGCGUCCACGGCCAGCUCUGUUGCCCUCAUCCUCCUCCUGGUCGUCCUCUUUGUUCUGCUGCAACCCAAACUCAAGUCGUUCCACCACAGCAGGCGGGACCAGGGCGUGUCCGGCAACCAGGUCUCCAUCGUGGUGGACGGAGUCCCCGUCUCGCUGCCCUCCUAUGAAGAGGCUGUGUACGGCAGUUCGGGCGCCGCCAUCGCCCCCUCCGGCUCGCGGGUGCAGAUCGUCAUGGCCGAAGGCCCGGCGCCCGGAGCGCAGGCGCCAGCAGAAGCCCCCCGCCCCGGGGGAGGGGGGGACGGCAGCCCCGGCCCAUCCCAGCCCUACACCACCAGCAGCAGCAGCAGCCGCUCAGAGACUGUUCUCAUCCACCACCCCGCACCCUCCUUGCCCGACAAUUCCCGCCGGGGACCCCUCAGGCUCUCACAGUCUUCCGACACUCAGGACUCGGAGAGCAGUGACGUCCACAGUCUCCUGUCUCUCAACUCCCCCGCAGGAUCUACUGACGAUAUUCCACUGCUCAAGGACGCUUAACGUGAUGGGUGCGGGGUAUACUGCUCAGCUUCACCAUCCUCUUCAGCACUUGAUCCACCUUCUCCAGCUCACUCACUCUAUUCCAAGACCCCAAGCCAGAGAGAUGCUCAUUGCCCACUGGUGACAGGGACGUGAUAGUGACGCUGUUUGUUCUGGGUAUGUUCUGCCAGUGGAAUUAACCGGUGUGACCCAGAGGUUGCCUUCACUCACGCUGGUUAAUUCUGGGCGAGGUGACUGUGCAGCAAGGGAUGAAUAACCCUGAUAUUUGCAGUGCAGGGCUGGGAUUUGAUGGAACAUGGUGGGUGAGAGCUUGACCUGUGCAUUUUAUCCACACUUUCUGGUUUGGCCCUCAGUGCCGUUUUUGCAUCCAUCUUAUUCAGCUGCUGCCCGGUCCACUUUAAAGGCAUGCUCGCCUAUCUCCAGCUGCUACUAGAAACUUGAGAACAAAAGCAGAACCUGCAUUAGAUCGUACGGCCUUUCGUGCAAUAACAGCAUGACCGAUUCUGUACCUUAUCUACUUUGCUGCACAAUUCUCCCUUGGUUCCCAUCUUGUCCAAAACUACUCCAAUCUCCGUCUUGCGCAUGUUGAAUGACUGAGCAUCCAUAGCCUUUUGGGCUAGAGAAUUCCAAAGAUUUACAGCCGUCUCAUUUUACCAUGUCGUGAUCGUGAAUAGUUGAUCCUUUUUCCUGAGACAUGCCUCCUAGAUGGGGGCACUCCGGCCAGUUUCAUUUCACUCGUGUCUCGUUCUAUUAAAAUACAGUCUUCAUCAAUCUGGUGAGACAUCCCCUUAUCCCAGGAAUCAAUCUAAUUAAUUCACACUGUUCUUCCUUGGGUAUGCGGGCCAAAACAGCGCACAGUGCUCAUAAAACUGCAAUGUAUUUGCAUUAGAGUCCAAUUGUAUCCCCUCUGCCUUGUAAAAAAAAAAACAGGAACUCAACGGAUUAGGCAGCAUCUGUGGAAAGAAAUGGACAUUUGGGUUGGGACCCGAAAUGUCCUGAUCUAAAACAUCAUCUGUCCGUUUUACAGAUGCUACCCGACUCGCUGAGUUCCUCCUGCAAAUAGUUUUUUGCUCAAGAUCCCAGCAUCUGCAGUCUCUUGUGUCACCGCUCUGCCUUGCCUUAAAGGCCAACGUACCAUUAAUCUUUAACUCCCACUGUCAAUGCACAUUAACUUCCUGGAUUUCAUGAAUUUCUAUGCCUAGUUCCUGAAUCUGAAGUAGGGUACCGACCCGAAAUGUCCUCUGUCCAUUCACUCUGCAGAUACACCUGACCUGCUGAGUUCCUCCAGCACUUUGUGUUUUGCUCAAGAUUCCAGCAUCUCCAGUUCCAUGCCAAGAUUCUCCAUACAUUUGCCAACUUCUCACCGUCAAGAAAUAUUCUGGUUUUCUGUUCUGUCGACCAAAGUGAACAGCUUUUCAUUUUCUUGCAUUGUUCUCUCACUUCAAAGCUGUCUCAGGUGGGAUUCAAUAUAAAACAAAUGAAGCACACACUGUUUCGGAGGGACAACAUGAGAUAUAGUGAUCAGUGGGUGACCUUUGGUGAAAAUUGCUCAGUGCUGAAUCCAUUUUGCACUUUUCAACACCCCCUCCCAUCCUCUUCCCAGGUUCUCUGGCCCCUUAAUAAAUCAUACUUGGCUUCGGAAAACCAGAUUCAGCAUUUCAGCAGGUAACCAUUCACGCAGAGGGACAGUUCACUAACAAGGUCAUAAGUGAUAGGAGUAGAAUUAGGCCAUCAGCGCAUCAAGUCUACUCCGCCAUUCAAUCCUGGUUGAUCUCUCUCUCCUUCCGAACCCCAUUCUCCUGCCUUCUCCCCAUAACCCCGACACCUGUAGUACACAAGUAUUGAUCUGGGAUCAGGAAAGCUUGCAUGAUUGAUGAAAUGGUGGUCGAGUUGGUUUCUUCAACAGAAAUAACUUGUAUUUAGUCCACGAUGUCCCAAUGCCUCAAACGUUUUACCACCAAAUGAGAUACUUAAUAGUCAUAACUAUUAAUAGUCACAAUCAUUGCGAAUUAAUGGUCAUAACUAUUUAGUUACUCAUAAGAGCACCAAAAAGAUACGUUUCAGAGUUGUUGGUUUGAAAUUUAAAUUCUUUACCAAUAUAGAAACAUUGGUUAUUUUGCAUCUCCCCACGAGAGCAGAUGGUACCUUAGUCUAACAUCGCCUGAAGACUGUGCAAAUGGCACAGAUGGGCACUGGGUUGUGCCCACCCUGGACUUGUGCUUCAGUCUCUAGAGAUGGACUUGCAUCCACAACCAUGUGAGAGGCUGACAGGCGAGCCAUAUCUCAGCAGUGAGAUCAUUGUGUGGCUUGCUCCUUCUCCCACCCUAGAUCACAGAUGAACCAGUAAAGCCGACCCCAUGAGUUCAAGCGAAGAUCAAAGCUGGGGCGUCCACCUCUGAAAUCCUCCUCACACCCACUCCAAAUGCCUGCAAACUUCCAUGGCUGGAUUACCAAAUACCAGUGAAUAUUCUUCGCCCUCAUGUGGUGUAAAUAAAAGGGAAAGUGGGAAUCUAUAUAUUUAAUCUUUUUGCCUUGCAGAUUUAAAUGGUGUGUGUGUGUGUGUGUGUGUGUUUAACUUGCAUUAGCCUUCACUUUAGGUGAUGGGCCUGGAGAUUUGGGGCCCCAGGCCCCACUCAACAGUAGACAUGGACAUAUCACUUUAUUUUUUUAAAUAUUGUCCUCACAAAGCAUCUGUGCACGAUACACUUGUAUUUAUUUACUGUAACAAAAUAAUUCUUCCUGAGGCACUUCACGGGAGUGUUGCCACAAAACUGAAAAAUAAAUAUCUUCCUAACAUGGCUUGUGGAGUGACUAUGGGGAGUAGAGGCAGUGAACUUUAGGGAGGAAAUCCCAGAAUUUAAGAUUCUGGAGGAGGUUAUGGAAAUGGGGAAAGAUUAGGAACAUGUGACUACGGGGAGUAGAUCUAGCCAGCUGCUUGUUUGAUGACUGGCUGAUGACUGCUGACCAGAUAGACCAUCGGGGGGGGUUGAGGAGGACGAAGAUUACGGUGUUCUCUUUCGCAAAGCCCAUGUAUAAACUUACACUCUCUGUGAAAACUCCACUUGAGGCCAGUGAUUUUCUGUACAUCUAAGGGCCUCACUAAUCUGUUGAUUCUUUGCUUUGUAGCUUGGGCGGCUGCUAAGCAGCGAAUGACGCUCUGGUACCAUAGUGUGCAGUAGUUUUACUGAGUAUAGUUAUAUCCACCCAAACUCCUGACCAGUUGGAACUAGGUUUCCCGCAAUUGUGCAAAAUGUGUUUGUUGACGAACAGAGAAACCUUUAUAGGACACCAGUCAUUGUGGACCAUAGCAAUAUUUAUCCUGCUAUCUUGCCCACCAAUCUAAUUCUAACUAUCAGCAUUUCUUUUUGACUUUGCCUUGUGGUAGUAAAUUUUACAUUUUCACCAUGCCUUGAGGAAUUGAUGAGCCCACACCUCCUCCACAGCAACGAGAUCAAACCUGCAGUGAACUUAGCCAGAAUCCAGAUGUUCCCAUCUUCCUGGCCCUGAUGUUCGAGAGGCUUCCAGUGUGCCAAGAUGUGUGAAUGUGCAUCCAAAUCUUGUUCUUGGGUUGACUUGCUUUUUUUUUUUUGUAACACGCCUGUACCUUGGACUCUUGGCUGUAGAGGAGAGGAGGGCUUGAGUGGGAUUGGCCAUUUCUUUUGUAAAUAUACAUUCUCUAGCGUUUCCAAAUGAGGAAGAGGAUGCCAUUGUGCAGCGGUGGUUGUACUGCUGCUUAUACAGAGACAAGUGCGCUGUUUCUUGUAACUUGCCUGUUAGUGUAAUGGAGUGGUGCUUGGGAAUGUGUUGGGGUCAAUCAGAUCUGUCCAUCUUUGGCUUUUGCUUUAAGGUUUCUUUGGAAUCCUGUAUAUUGCAAUGGGUGUCAAGAUAGUAUUUUAAUAUUUGUACAAAGUUAAUUUAAUUUUAAUUGUACUAUGUAUAUAACUGCAUUUCUAAAUAAAUUUACUCUAAGUGAGGUAACGGUCA
Messenger RNA from Amblyraja radiata (thorny skate), 5372 nucleotides. RefSeq names its product sushi domain-containing protein 6. Gene Ontology annotation, biological process: DNA damage response. The transcript is spliced from 7 exons. The record is from RefSeq and is a predicted model, not a curated record. The coding region runs from base 333 to 1388 and encodes 351 amino acids. Lineage: Eukaryota; Metazoa; Chordata; Chondrichthyes; Rajiformes; Rajidae.